This is a messenger RNA of Drosophila ficusphila, 1415 nucleotides long. RefSeq names its product beta-ureidopropionase. Gene Ontology annotation, molecular function: beta-ureidopropionase activity. Bases 88 to 1248 code for a protein of 386 amino acids. The record is from RefSeq and is a predicted model, not a curated record. Lineage: Eukaryota; Metazoa; Arthropoda; Insecta; Diptera; Drosophilidae. The transcript is spliced from 4 exons.
UCCAUUUAGUGCGCUGGACGCAGAAAGUUGUUCCUCCAAUUAACCUGAACCAUUCAAUUCAAUUUCUUCUUUAUUAAUUUAAUAAACAUGUCGGCAUUUGAACUGAAUAACUUAAAUGAAUGUUUGGAACAGCAUUUACCUGAGGCUGAACUCAAGGAGGUGAAGCGAAUUCUGUAUGGCGUUGAAGAAGACCAAACACUGGAGCUACCUUCCAGUGCCACAGAUAUCGCUCAAGAGAAUGGAUUUGACAUCAAGGGCUAUCGCUUCAAGGCGCGAGAUGAGCAAACUCGAAAGCGCCGAAUAGUUAGGGUUGGUGCCAUUCAAAACUCGAUCGCGAUUCCCACUACAGAGCCCAUUGAAAAGCAACGGGAAGCUAUUUGGAACAAGGUCAAGACCAUGAUCAAGGCGGCAGCGGAGGCCGGAUGCAAUAUUAUUUGCACACAGGAAGCGUGGACUAUGCCAUUUGCAUUCUGCACUCGAGAGAAGUUUCCCUGGUGCGAGUUCGCUGAGGAGGCCGAAAAUGGUCCCACGACCAAGAUGCUUGCUGAACUGGCCAAGGCCUACAAUAUGGUUAUAAUUCACUCGAUCCUGGAGCGUGAUGUGGAGCACGGCGAGACGAUCUGGAAUACGGCAGUUGUUAUUUCGAACAGCGGUCGUUACAUGGGAAAGCAUCGCAAGAACCACAUUCCCCGGGUGGGUGACUUCAACGAAUCCACUUACUACAUGGAGGGCAACACCGGUCAUCCGGUCUUCGAGACGGAGUUCGGAAAACUGGCCAUAAACAUCUGCUAUGGACGCCAUCAUCCGCAAAACUGGAUGAUGUUCGGCCUGAAUGGAGCGGAGAUAGUCUUCAAUCCCUCGGCAACGAUCGGUCGCCUAUCGGAGCCACUUUGGAGCAUCGAGGCCCGCAAUGCUGCCAUUGCCAAUAGCUACUUCACAGUUCCGAUAAAUCGCGUGGGAACUGAACAGUUCCCCAACGAGUACACCUCCGGUGAUGGAAACAAGGCUCACAAGGAGUUCGGACCCUUCUACGGAUCCUCGUAUGUCGCUGCUCCAGACGGUUCAAGGACACCGAGCUUGUCCCGGAAUAAGGAUGGCUUACUGGUCGUCGAACUCGAUUUGAACCUCUGUCGCCAGGUGAAGGACUUCUGGGGUUUCCGCAUGACCCAACGAAUUCCUCUUUACGCUGAAUCUUUUCAAAAGGCUUCGGAACAUAACUUUAAACCUCAGAUCAUAAAGGAAAAUUAGUAAUUCAAUUUGUACAUAAUUAUAAUUGCUUAAGCAAUUUAAUCAACUGGGAGAAAGUCUUUACAAGAAAACUACCGUUUGUGUAAAUCUUUUAAUAAAGGUAAACUCAUCUUUGAAAAUGAUAGAAAAUUAAAAAUAUUUUUUUUAAUAAAGUAUUUUCUACUCCA